AUGCGCCCUUUCUUCCACCAUUCCCAUUCUCGCAUUCUUCGCAAUCCUUUUUCUCUCUCUACAAUGUCUUCUUCUCUCACUCUUCCCUUCCCCACUCUCUCUCCUCCAACCCUCUCUCUUCAAAGCCAUCAUUUCCCUCGAUCUAGGGUUACCGCGAGCAUCUCCACCGGAUCCCAGGCUUCUAUCCACGACGCUUCCUUGGCUGAUUAUAAAGUCUCCAACGCCUUUCUCUUCCCCGGCCAGGGUGCUCAAGCUAUUGGAAUGGGAAAAGAAGCUCAGAAUGUUCCUGCUGCUGCAGUUUUGUACAAGAAGGCUAAUGAGAUAUUAGGGUUUGAUCUUCUUGAUGUAUGUAUUAACGGGCCGAAGGAAAAGCUGAAUUCAACUGUUAUAAGUCAGCCUGCCCUUUACGUCACAAGUCUUGCUGCUGUUGAGCUACUUCGUGCGCGUGAGGGAGGGGAGCAGAUUAUUGAUUCUGUUGAUGUUACAUGUGGUUUGAGCCUGGGAGAAUAUACUGCUCUGGCAUUUGCUGGGGCUUUCAGCUUUGAAGAUGGAUUGAAAUUGGUGAAACUGAGGGGUGAAGCCAUGCAGGAUGCUUCUGAUGCUGCUAGAAGUGCCAUGGUUAGUGUUGUAGGAUUAGACUCAGAGAAGGUCCAGCAGUUGUGUGAUGCAGCCAAUCAAGAAGUGCCUGAAGCUGAGAAGGUUCAAAUUGCAAAUUUCUUGUGUCCAGGAAACUAUGCUGUCUCUGGAGGCAUAAAAGGAAUAGAGGCGGUGGAAGCCAAAGCAAAAUCUUUCAAGGCUCGAAUGACUGUGCGCCUAGCUGUUGCAGGUGCUUUCCAUACUAGUUUUAUGGAACCUGCUGUUUUAAGAUUGGAAGCAGCAUUGGCAUCAACGGACAUUAUAACCCCAAGAAUACCGGUCAUUUCCAAUGUAAAUGCUCAGCCACACGCAGAUCCUGACACAAUAAAGAAGAUAUUGGCACGACAAGUUACUUCCCCUGUUCAAUGGGAAACAACAGUGAAGACUCUUCUAUCCAAGGGGCUGAAGAAAGGCUAUGAACUUGGACCCGGAAAGGUUAUUGCCGGAAUUGUCAAAAGAAUGGACAAAGGUACUGAAAUUGAAAACAUAGGUGCUUAA
Vicia faba (fava bean) is the source of this 1134-nucleotide messenger RNA. The record is from the annotation of a GenBank genome assembly. Lineage: Eukaryota; Viridiplantae; Streptophyta; Magnoliopsida; Fabales; Fabaceae.